AUGGGUAACUAUAAGGCUUUGGCAGCUCUAUUGAGCUUCCUACCACAUGUUGCUCAAUCGCAUCCUUGCGACACUCCUUAUCCUCCGGCUACAUCGCCACUGCAGACCAGACAAUUCUCCAACAGCCUUGGCGCCGUUGCCAGCGAGAGUUCGAUAUGCAGCACCAUUGGUGUCAACAUCCUGCGCCAGGGCGGUAACGCUGCUGAUGCGAUGGUUGCGACUGUCCUGUGCGUUGGUACAAUUGGCAUGUAUCAUUCUGGUAUCGGUGGAGGCGGUUUUAUGCUCAUCCACAAGGGCGAUGGUAAGAAUCAGACCGCGCCAUAUGAGUUCGUCGAUUUUCGUGAGACCGCCCCUGCAGCUGCUACGCAGGAUAUGUUCAAGAACAAUGUCAACGAGAGCAUAUCUGGAGGCAAAGCAAGUGGCGUACCGGGCGAGUUACGUGGUCUCGAACACCUACACAAGACCUACGGGCAUUUACCUUGGUCGCAGCUCGUGCAGCCUGCUAUCAAAGUCGCACGCUAUGGAUUCCCCGUCAACAACGAUACUCUGAAGUUCAUGAAGAUGACGUACAAAAAGUCCGAGAAUGAAAGCUUCCUUCUCAAUGACCCGUCGUGGGCCAUUGAUUUCGCUCCUUCUGGGAGAUUGGUCAAGUUUGGCGAGAAGCUCACUCGCAAGCGAUAUGCGGACACUUUGGAGGCUAUCGCUUCUGAAGGCCCUAGCGCUUUCUACGAGGGCCCUAUUGCCGAUGCGACUAUCAGGACUUUGAAACAGGAACGAGGUAUCAUGACGAGUGAAGAUCUAAAGAACUACACUGUCGCCAUCCGUGAGCCUGUGCAGAUCAACUACAGAGGUGGAAAGAUCACGAGUGGUUCCGCCCCUUCGAGUGGCGCGGUAGCUCUAGCUGCGCUGAAUAUCCUGGAUGGCUAUGAUUUCUUGGGCGAUCCGAGCCGAGUCAACGACACCACUUAUCUUACCGAUGAGGCUUUCAAGUUCGGCUAUGGAAUGCGUAGCAAUCUAGGCGAUCCGAGCUAUGUCAAGAACCUAGACGAGUACCAGGUUCAGAUGUGCUCCAAUAAGACGGCGCAGGAAGUUCGCGCCAAACUCGAUGGUCGAGCUCUAGACCUCAGCGAGUACGAUCCUAAGGGCCUUGAAAGCUUGGAUACCCCUGGAACGUCGCAUAUCGUCACCAUGGACCAGUCUGGUCUCGCCAUAACGCUCACAACCACAAUCAACCUCAACUUUGGCUCACAGGUCAUCGUCCCCGAAACCGGAAUCAUUAUGAACAACGAGAUGAACGACUUCAGCAUCCCCGGCGAAUCGAACCAAUUUGGCUUCAUUCCCAGCGAAGCUAACUUCAUCCGUCCCGGAAAACGACCUCUUUCUAGUAUAUCCACCACUAUUGUCGAAGGACCCGAUGGGAAGGUCUCGUUGGUCACGGGUGCUGCCGGUGGAAGUCGUAUCAUCACUGCCACAGCUCAGGUUAUACUGAAUGCACUGGAUAAGAACAUGACUGUGAAGGAAGCACUUGCUGCUCCUCGACUGCACGAUCAACUCGUCCCGCGACAGGUUACGUUCGAAUACAAGUUCGACAACUCGACGGUUGCUUAUCUGAAGGAGAUUGGGAAUAACGUCACUUGGGUGGCACCGGGACAGAGCACUGCUCAUGCUUUGAGGAGGUUGACGGAUGGAAGAUUCGAGGCAGGAGGUGAACCUCGCCAGGCUAACUCUGGAGGUUUCUCGACUUGA
Fusarium sp. VM40 is the source of this 1746-nucleotide messenger RNA. The record is from the annotation of a GenBank genome assembly. Lineage: Eukaryota; Fungi; Ascomycota; Sordariomycetes; Hypocreales; Nectriaceae.